AUGGCACAGCGGGGUUCUCUGCUUUCGACAGAAAAUAGGUUGCUAAAUGUCUCAAUUGCCAAAAAGCCAGAGACCGAGAGGAUAACGGAACGUACGCAGAAGACAGUUAAGCCUAAAGAAGACCUUAAAACUCAUCUUCCGAAUACUUCCGCUACUCGAGGCGUUUAUGAAAAUUUCCAAGACUGGUUUGCACAUCAGGAUGCGCUCAGUCACGACGAAUCUGUCGAAUUUUCUCUGCCUGAAAUUGAGACCAAUAAAUCGGCUGAUAUUAAGGACGUCAGGGGAAAUGUAUCAGCGGAAGCUGAUCUGUUGAAAGAGAACCUCAUAAUUCUUGUUUCUGGCACAAUUGUUCCCAGUUUGUCUUUCAAAAACAAAGCUAUUCGUAAGACGGCCAUGGAAAUGUUAGACGAGCUUUCUAAAUCCGACCCGGAGUUUGUUCUGAAGGUUGUCAACAAUAUAGCACAAGAACUGAAUAUUCGUUUUACGACAAACUUUUUACUGGCCUACGCAGCUGCCAACGAGGCUUGUAGACCGUACAUCGGAAAAUAUUUUUCCUCUUCGAUUAAUCUACCUUCAGACUGGAUGGAAGUUGUUCAGACCUAUGAGUUAGUACAAGACCCAUCUGCUAAGCGCGGCAGCCUGCCACAGGCCCUUCGGAAAGCUAUGAAGUCUAAAUUCAAGGAAUUCGAUCAAUAUCAGUUAGCCAAGUACAACAGGGAGCUAAAAGGGGAAACAAAACCCGCGAAGAACGCUUCGGAUACGAAAAGGGAAAGAAAUGAAAGUGCAUCAUCCAGCGGGGACGAAGCUGAACCCGUACACAAGCGACCGCUGACGCUUAAGAACUUGAUACGCCAGUUACACAUAUCUGAACCAAAGGACAACGUCCUGUGCCUUUUGGGAAAAAGAUACCCCUCUAGCGCUCAGGAGUUUCUGCAAUGUGGUCUCAGUGGAGAGUGGCAACCAGAGUUGGUUGGCACAAAGAUGAAACUUCCGGUGCCGUAUACAUGGGAAACGGAGCUAUCUAAAACACCCAUUAAAUCACAGAAGGAGGCAUGGGAACGUCUUAUUGAUUCACGCAAACUACCCUACAUGGCUCUUAUGAGAAACCUACGUAAUUUGCUCCUGGUGGGCAUUGGCAGUGAUCAGAAAACCCAGGCUAUCAAGCAUUUGACCAACAAGGGUGCCGUGUCGUCCUCCAAGCAGAUGCCAUUCCGUUACUUUGCUGCGUACAGUGCCCUCUCAAGCGUUGUGGCCGUUACACGAAAACAAGCUAUAAAGCAAGAGCGCUUGAAGAACGUAAAUAUGGCGGAGCUGAAAGAAUAUACUCAAGCUGUUGAAACGGCGUUCGAAAUUGCUGUGCGAAAUAAUUUGCCCGUCGUCCAGGGAUCGACUCUUAUCGUCAUUGACCUAAAGGAAAUCCCCUCGGAGUCCGUUAGUUCUUUUGGCCUCCUUUCCAACAGUCCGGUAGCCCUGAAGCUUCUCUUAGGCUUCAUGUGCAUGACUGCCUGCGAGCACUUUGAGGCCUACAUUUCCGUGCAGGGAAAACUGUUCAACACGUGUCACUUCCGCAAGUUGCUUCCCAGGGAAGGAGAAAUGCUGAAAACAGUGAAGAAGGCGGAACAGCUCUUAAAGGUUUGUCAGCCCCUCCUCACCCCCUACCCUUUAUGUUUCGAUCGUUUUCUAGCAAAUUCUUGA
Messenger RNA from Dibothriocephalus latus, 1695 nucleotides. The record is from the annotation of a GenBank genome assembly. Lineage: Eukaryota; Metazoa; Platyhelminthes; Cestoda; Diphyllobothriidea; Diphyllobothriidae.